This is a messenger RNA of Nematocida minor, 786 nucleotides long. RefSeq lists its product as uncharacterized. Bases 1 to 786 code for a protein of 261 amino acids. NCBI's taxonomy places the organism in Eukaryota, Fungi, Microsporidia. The record is from RefSeq and is a predicted model, not a curated record. The transcript has a single exon.
AUGACAGAUGCCAAUGGGUCUAUUAGGCUCAUUCGAAGGGGAAAAGUAGACAGAGAGAUAGAAAUACUAGACAGAGAGCCAAUCAGCAUGCGCACGUAUUUAAGUCUUGUAAUUGAAUCUCUUAACAAAAAAAGAGACUUUGUCCUGGGCUUGGUCAUUCCCGCGGAGUCCGCCGAUGAUGUUUCCCAUGACGACAACAUUUCCACAGAAGUUGUGGGCAAAGGAAUGGUCUAUCUCGCAGAGUGCAUAAACAUGCACAGAUUCAUCGUGUCCCACAACAACCCCAACGUCAUCUCGGUGUGCAAGAAAAACGUUGUGGACCCAAAUAUGAAAUGCCACAUAAAAAGCAUCUACUACUACGCUCUGAAGUAUCUUGAGCUAAGCGAGCUGAUGAACAGCAAAGACAAAGAGCUUUUUAAAACGCUUUCCCGGGUGCUGGAAGACUCGCCUGAAGCAGUUUCUGAGCUGGCGCACUCCAACCCCGUCAUUCUCUCGAGCGAGUGGAUCGGCACAGAGAACGACUACCACACGAACAGCAUAUUUCACAUGUACCUAGAACAGAACAAAAUACUGGGAUACGUGUUUGAUGCGAAAAAGCUGUGCGAAAGGGAGAUAAGAAAAGAGCAGAUAAUAUUCAAAAGUGUCAUAGGCUUUUUUCUCGUCUUUGUUGCUCUUUCGUUUAUUGUGCACUUUUUUACAAAGGGAGUCACAAUGCUAACGGUGCUAGUGCAUAUUUUUACAGCAGCAACAUGCAUUCUGCUUCUCUUUGUCAAUGCGUGCAUGUAA